Molecule: messenger RNA, 882 nt
Organism: Closterium sp. Yama58-4
Lineage: Eukaryota; Viridiplantae; Streptophyta; Zygnematophyceae; Desmidiales; Closteriaceae
Source: the annotation of a GenBank genome assembly
AUGGACCUCCCGCCAGGCUUCCCCGGCGCAGCGGGUGGCGCAGCGGGCGGCGCAAACCCCGACAUCACGGUGGGCGCGGGCAACGAUCCCGCGACCAGCCCCGGCGACGGGCCAGCGAACAUCCUGCCGGCGGAUCCCGCCGCCGGGGAGGCGGUAGACGACCUGACCGAUCCCGCCACCCCCGCCACUCCCGCCCCGCCCGUCGAUUUCCCCGAUGCCGGCGCGACGAUCAGCGCGCUGUUCGAUAUGUCGCUGGAGGGGGCCGACAUGGAGCUUGCGCGCACGCUCAAGCCGCAGCCGCUCCCCGCGGACACGCCCGCGGAGGUGAAGAAGUUCGCCGCGGGGAUGGAGGCGAGCGAGGCGGCGGCGGCGGCGGCGGGCGCGCCUGGGCGCAAGCUCGCGGGCGUGCCGGCGUGGAUGCGGCAGACCAACAACACGACGCCCUUCGGGUUCUACCCGUAUGACACCCCCCUGUACCACCCCUUGUUCGGCAUGUCUGUGAAGGCCAAGAACGGCACAUGGUACACAUAUGUCAGUCCCAAGAACCAGUGGCGGGGAACGGCUGACUGGGCCACGGGCUUCUGGACCUGCCGUUUCACGGCGCCCCACCCCAGGAAGGGUUUCAACUGCGCGGCGGACCCCACCUGCCCGGGCUGCCCUCGCUGCCGCGGCUGGCGCUGCUUCCGCAACAUGCACCUGCCCACCUACGGCUCCCCCAAUGCCAACGUGUAUGUAUCGAGCCUGAUGCUGGCUGCUGCGUAUCCCAAGGAGUACGGCGUGUGCAUGAGAGCCGGCACGCCCAACGCAACGUGCAUAUUCGACCCGACCACCGGCGUGGGCAUUGGCCUCAGGGUCCCUGGCCUUACACCCUCGAAGCCCUAA